CACACACACACACACACACACACACACACACACACAGUGGAAGUCGAACUUCCACAUUCCUCUGGGAGGGAGGGAGACACACCCUCUCCUCUGAUCCGGAGGAGGAGAGCCUCGUCCUGACAGUUGAUGGGAUGCAGAGAGGAGAGACGCACCGCAGCCGCCGCUGUGUGAUGUUUGGAUCCCCGACCAGAGUCUCCGAGAGCAGCAGGAGCAGCCAAACACUGGACUCCUGAUCCCUAGUGACCCGCGUCGCCAUGCCAACUCCCAGGAUCCUCACAGCAACCGGGAGUCCUCAGAGAAGUUGUUAGGCUUACAAGCCCGUUUACAUCCGUGUGAGCCUACAGUGUGAAGUGGAUCUGAGAGAGAGAGAGAGAAAUGAUUUGCCAGCGAGGUGCCCUGCUCAUUUUCACGUUGCUGGUGCAAACGGGGCUUGUGGCUGGAUGUGUGUGUCCAGCCGCCACCAUGUUGUCCCAGUUUCCCUCUGAGGUUCCUGCUGACGCCUGCUGCUUGAACUACUCUGGCUCGGCCUUCAGCCACGUACACUGGUCUGUGUUUACCAACGAGUCAAACAUAGAGAUAUUGGAUCUCUCCUUCUGCAAUAUCACUUCUGUUCACAUGAGGGGCAAAGAGGCCUCCACACUGCAGCAGGUUUACCUACGUCAUAACAGAAUAACGACACUGCCAAAGGGGUUUCUGGCCCGACAGCCCGGCCUGACGGAGGUGGAUCUGAGCGGGAACCUGAUUCAGGCGCUGCCCGAGGGUUUUCUUCAGGACUCAGAUGGCCUCCAGAAGCUUUAUCUGCAGGGAAACCGGCUACGCUUCCUGCCGGGCUCUGUGUUGCAGAAGCCAAGUCUGCAAAGCCUGGAGCUGGAUGGAAACCCCUGGGACUGCUCCUGUUUGCAACUGGAAGGACUGGAGGAAGGCAGGAGGGUUAACAGAACUGCUGGGCUGCAGAACCUGGUGGGGAACAUGACCUGCAUCUCUCCCAGGCACCUGGCCGGCAGGACUGUGUUGUCGGUGCGGCUCAGCGAUGUGUGCCGCCCAGCCGGACUCACAGCCCUCUUCAUCGUGCUUCCUCUCAUCAUCCUCUCCGCCUUGGUGCUCUGCUGGUGCUGCGGGAGGAAGCGGAAGAAGAAAGAGACGCCCAUAAGCACCUCAAAAAAGAGAGCUUCAAGCUCCAGCUGCAAUGGCCAAAAGAAUCGCAAAAAGCAGCAACAAGUGGCCGCCGAGCAGAAGAAAGCUGGACACUGUGUCGACGAGGGGAUCCUGAAGAACCAGCUGCUGCUGCGCCCGGCGUCCACCCUCCUGGGCAGCACCAGAGACAUCUACGAAGAGGUGGAGAUCAAGCUGGGCUCGGUGGAGUCUAUUCCCAGAGUCUCCUCCCGCUGUUCCAGCUCCACAGAGGGGAGGCAGGGCUCCCAGGAGCCCAACGGGGCCAGCAAGGCCGAGCUGGACACAGUCAGCGUGACGGAAGUGAUGAAGGACUCAGCUGACAGGGAGAAGGCUUACCUGACCCAGUCGACUGAAUACUACAGCCUGGUGCCGGGCAUCGAGCUGGAGGACUCAGACCACGGCGAGUAUGAGAACGUCAACCUCUCGUGACACCAUCAUAAAGGAAGAGUUCAGUAUUUUGGGAUAUACGCUUUGUUUGUUUUUUGUUUUUUAAGAGAAUUAGAUGAGAAGAUCUUCAGCAAACUCACACUCUGGCUAUUGGCUACAAUGAUAAGUGACCACCUGACCUUUGUUAAAGGAAAGUUGUAAAUAUAUGGAGGCAAAUAUCCAUCUGCCUUCCAUUUUAGCUUAUUUACUCAAUGAAGGUUAACUAAUUAGAUUAACUGCAGAUUUGUUGAUGAGUUUCUGGCUGUUAAAAUACAAGAUAACUACACAAUAAUUAAUUGUUUCUUAUGUAUUUAUGAACAUUAAAUGGUAUAGUGAUACAUAAGUUACCAAACCAAGUUACACAAGGGCUUCAAGUGUGGACCUGGAGCCAGGAGGGCGUUUGACUGUCCUAUUGCCAACUGCCUUCCCCUCCACCUCACAAUGUGAAAGUUAAUAAGCAUUGCAUGUGAGCAUGAUAUGCCGAGUUUAGGUCAAUCUUGGACGCAUCUGUUCACAGGAACAUGAACAGGAAACAUUUUGUCCUGAUGACUAGGCUGGGUGCUUUGGAUUGAUGGGAGAAAGAGAUUUUCAGGCCUGAGGCUAGCUGGUUAGCAUGCUAACUCCAGUAGGUAUCUCUGCAACCCAAUGCUGAGCAAUGCAAAACUGCUAUUUCUUUACAUUCUGUGGAUGAUCUUAGUUUGUUUGUUUUUUUUAAAUGUGCAAACAAAAAUCAGAAAAGAUUGCACCUUUAAGUUAUCAAUGCAUUUUUAUGGGGCAGUCAGCCUAGCCUAGCUUAGCUUAACUUAGCUGUGCUAUCUUCUCAUCUAACUCUCGGAAAGAAAGUGAACCAGCGUAUUUCCCAAAAUGUCAGAUUGUUCCUUUAAAACAAGAAAGACAGUGUGUGUGUGUGUGUGUGUGUGUGUGUGUGUGUGUGUGUGUGUGUGAGUGUGAGUGUUACAGAAAAAGUGAGUUAUCUAUUGACGCAGAGACAGCCUGGUCCGACCACUGUGGUAUCACAAUGUAAGAGGAAGUGAUUUAAUCCGGAGCUUUUCCUGUGGGACCUGCCUGAAGAACGCAGUGACGGUGUGAAAGGGAGGCCCCCUGUUUUCUCUCUGGAAAAAAAAUAUAGUGAUCUCAAAGACACCAAGACAUAAAGUCAUUUAUUCUUUUUUAAUAUUACAGUCCACUCUUCAUGUUGUCAUCAGACAUGUGAGAAAGAACAGGACAUGUUUUUAAUCACUGUGCUUACAUAGGUCAAGCAAGCUUGUACUCCUUUACCUCACCCAAGUGUAAUUGUUAAAUGCAUUCCAGUUUGACAUAUAAUGCUGCACGCAGGAUGUUCAAACUCCUUCACCUCAAGCUGCACAUCCAGAAAUGUAGGUGCUGAACAAUGACUAAUCCCAUUGCAAUGCUCACAGUUAAUUCAAUGUGAAUUGUGGAAUGUAAAGCUUAGACGUGAAGUCUAAAUUUAUAAAUGUCAUUGUUAAAGAAGGAACGCUAAAGAGGACGCUUGCUCAUGCUUUGAACCACUUACUAAAGUGUGCAUAAAGGUUGGAAAAUGUCUGGCUUGUCAGAUCUAAAUGCAGGCGAAUGCUGGUUUAAGAUUAAGAUCUCUGUAGUGCCGGUUCAGUAAACUGAGAUGCAGAGCGCUGAAACCCAACAUGACGACACUGGAGAGGACAUCACCUACACAAAAGACGGCGCUGAACAUCAGGGUCAUCACGGAGGCGCAGGAUGCAAACACUCGAUCGUUAUCGAAGAUGUGGGAAAAAUGGGCAGACGUCACGCUCUCACACAUGCUGGUUUUGAAUGCUAAUUGGUUUAUGUUCAGUUAGAGAGAGACACAGAGAGAAAGAGAGAGAGUGGGUGCAGCGAAGGGUGUGGGACUUCCUGGAAUUUAAAAAACUGUGGUGUAUUUUCCAGACGGCUUUUCACAUAUUUUCCAUCAAAGCUUUGUUUAUCGAGAUUGUGCGGUUGACUGCAUUCAAAAUGCAAAAAAAGCCCGACAGACAAAUGAGUAAAUGUUGCAUUUUGUAAUUUUGUACAGUUUCUUCACAGAGAAACAACAUCAUGUUUUCAUGUCUUCUUUUUUCCCCCUUUCUUUUAGGCAAACAUUUUACCUGUGGGUAGCUUUAUUUGAUGAUUAGCUUAUUGUUACUAUGCCUGUCAGAUUUCAGACACAUUAACAGUUUACACGUUAAUUGUGGCAAUAGUUAAUUCAGAUUUUUAAACAACUGGUUGACAAGCCCGGCAGCUUUUUCUCUAGCUGGCAACCAUAGAUUUUAGACUUUAUCAGCUUUAGCUAUCUAGGUUAGCUAAUAAAGCUAACAAUAGCUCCUUUACUUGACUGAAAACACUCUCAGGCUGACCUUUUAAUGUUUCAAGCUGAGUUUUUAAAAUGAGAAUCAGGAAAAUGGGUCUUGAAUAUGCACUUGAUAAUAAUAAUAAUGCAAAAGAAGAUGCUAUAGCUCAAAAUGUCAAAGGUCAACUUUAGCUUAAACACGUGUCCACAUUUUCAAACAGUAUGUUUCCACUUUUACAAGCACAAGAGAAAAGUUUUUUAGGAUGAGGACAAACUAAUAUUUUUGGCAAACAUUACAUCUCAGGUUAUGUUCCAAAAAAAACCCAUAAAAGAACAGGACAGUGCAGCUAACAUUAGCUUAGAGCUUUGGUUAUUGACCAGGUCAAAAGUGUUACUUCUUCACAUUCUAUUGAUAAUCUACUCAAAUUCAUAGACAUAUUUCACAGCUUCUCACCCCAAAUUGAAUUCCUGGCAGCAACAGAAAAUGUUUUAUACAUAAAGAAAGCCUAUGUUUGACAUUUAAUGGAAGACAGAAAAUAUGAAAAAUCCAAAUCAUUCAAAAUAAGACUGUGUGUGGUUUAUGGUCGAUAUACUCUGAGAGGAUCUGACCUCAGUAUUUCUAACAUCCUGGUUACAGCUGUGAUUGUGCAAUUUGAAGUGAAUUUAGGCCUUGUGGAGUGUUUGAUGGCUUUCUAUCUUAUCACAAAUGAAAAAAAAAAACUGCUGCAUUUACUAAAUAAAGUAUCAUAAAUAAUCACUGCUGAAACAAAAUGAGUAUACUGAUGUGAUACUUUUAAAGAAAGCACUGAUUUUCAUCAAAUGUUUGUUGUGGCAGACGCACUAUCUUGAUUGUUUUUACAUGCAAAAUGUUUGAAUAUUGUGGAAAUAAAUAUUGUUUUUUUCAUGA
Messenger RNA from Acanthopagrus latus (yellowfin seabream), 4808 nucleotides. RefSeq names its product leucine-rich repeat-containing protein 38. NCBI's taxonomy places the organism in Eukaryota, Metazoa, Chordata, Actinopteri, Spariformes, Sparidae. Gene Ontology annotation, molecular function: protein binding. The transcript is spliced from 3 exons. The record is from RefSeq and is a predicted model, not a curated record. The coding region runs from base 376 to 1602 and encodes 408 amino acids. Gene Ontology annotation, cellular component: extracellular matrix.